This is a messenger RNA of Ruditapes philippinarum (Manila clam), 10587 nucleotides long. Its product is annotated as centrosomal protein of 192 kDa-like. The record is from RefSeq and is a predicted model, not a curated record. NCBI's taxonomy places the organism in Eukaryota, Metazoa, Mollusca, Bivalvia, Venerida, Veneridae. Gene Ontology annotation, cellular component: centriole; pericentriolar material; cytoplasm. Gene Ontology annotation, biological process: protein localization to centrosome; centrosome-templated microtubule nucleation; mitotic spindle assembly. The transcript has 47 exons. The coding region runs from base 137 to 8296 and encodes 2719 amino acids. Gene Ontology annotation, molecular function: protein kinase binding.
GUUCCGAAUGCAACCAAUCAAAUGCGAUGUUUGUAAUCGUGUCGAAGCUGAGAAAAUUGAAUGUUGCGGGAAAUAUCAUUUGAAAGAUAAAUAGACUAUUAACUAAAGAAAUAAAUGAUUUGAUAAAUAGGAGAAAAUGGAUGUUCGGGGAUCCUUGAAUGCAGACAAUAAUUUGUCUGUUGUCACAGGAGAUGGGCAGAUGUCAUUUAUUGAAAGUGAUAGCUUUUAUGCUAGGGUUCCCCCUCUAGCUGCAUCAACAGUUGCAAGGACAAAAUCAAGGAGAGAUAUGAUGUCAUUGCGAGCAUCUGAUCACCAAGAUGAUUCCGCUGCAAUAGAACUGUCUUUUACUGGUAUAGAGACGGGAGCCAGGCCUAAAUUAUAUAAUCGAUGUGAUAUGGGGGACAUGGAACCGGACUCUGGAGGACAACCUCCUGGGCUUAUAAACGGGACUGACUGGUCAGUGGUAAAUGAUUGGUGUAGGGAACAUAAACAAGAUAGUGAAAUGUCAGAUCUAGAUGGUAAAUCUUCACUUGGUAUCAUAAAUGUGGAUGACAUGGAUAUAUCAGCAAACAACCUGCUCGAAUCACCACGGGUCAAUCUGAUGAAGAAACAGACUUUGGAAAAUGAUAAAUCUGUACAAGAGAACAACACUGGGCAUUCAACAUUGAAAGGUCACAGUACUGUAGACUCGAACCCGUGGCAUAUGGCAGGUUCAGGAUCUGCUGACAGUAACACCUGGAAAUCUGGCAGUUCAUCAUCAAACAACACAACUCCUAGUCAAACUGGGGGAUCAUCAACCAAUAACAGCCAGGAUUCUAAACAGGACCAACCCUUUGCCAGGUCACAACUAGGAACUGUGAAGAAAGUAGCAUCUGGUCCUGUUAAAACUGAUCCGAUUAUAUCUGCGAUUCGUCAGUCAUUGUUUGGUCAGGGAGCUGUGAUUGGCGAGGAGAAUGAAGAUGGGGAUGCUAGUGUAUAUAAUGUUGAACUAGAGGAACAAGAUCUACAUGAUCUAGAUGAUGACUUCGCAGAGAUGAAUUGUAGUGUAGGAGUGGAGAGUGAUGCAGAGAAAUCACCUGAAAAAACACCAACAAAUAAAGGUGAUGGGUUACAACUAGAUUCUGUAUACCUGAGACCAGGUACAACUGGUGAAGAACAGACUCAUAGUAAAUUAUCUUACCUAAGUAAAGUCAGUCUCUUUGAUGGUUUAUCUGGUGGUAGUGGGAGUGAGAUAGACACGGAAGAUGAGUUAGAACUGGCAAGGAAAGCUCAAGGUGAGAGGAUUGAAGCUGCUGGAGAAGAUUCUGAUGGUCACUCGAGACCAGGUUUGGAAGGUCUGAGUUUGACAGAUGAAACCAGACAACAGUUACCAAUUACACAACGACAAUCAGCAGAGGGUAAUGUAGUUACCUCCCCUGUGCCAGGAGAUGGUGGUGGUGGCGGGGAUGGUUCAAGUGGAUCUGACAGUGAAGAUGGAAGAAGCUCCGCUGAUCAAAGUGACAGGGGAAGAUCGAGUUACCAUGGUAACACUGCAUCCAAUCAUGUAUCAGCUCCUCAUAUGUCACAUGAUCAACAAGAGGAACAAAGAAUACGACCAAUGGGUGAUGACCUUUUGUCUGACCUCAGAUUUAGCAGGUUUCCUUCAACAAGAGGUUCAGGAGAAAGUGAUACAUUGUUGAAUUCACGAUAUUUACGACCACAAAGUCCCGCAGAUAAUACAAAUCAACCAAGUUUUAGUAUCGAUGAUGUACUGGCAGGAAGUCGUAAUGGUCCACUAGAUCACGAUUUUGAUCCAGGAAAUCGUCUAGAAGCAUCAGGAUUCAAUGCUGAUGAUGCAUCCUCACUGGAAAAAGAGUCCAAUUCAAAUCCAUUUGAUGUUAAAUCUUCAUCAUUUGGUUCGUUUGGUUUAAAUGGUUCUGAUAAUUCUGCACAAACACCUGACAUGGCCAUCUUCUCUGGGGAAAUUAUUGAAGCUGACUGGAUGAGUAGCCAAAGUCAGGAUCAUGAUGUUUUGUGGACUGGGACUGAUUUAGAGGGUAGUUUGAGAACCAGUCAAUGUAGUAAAGCAAGCAGUCUAGAUUCUAAGAAGAGUCUGGGUCAUAGAAGUGCUGCAUCUGGUUCACCUACAAGAGCCCAGCUGGAUAGUCUUUCACAACAAGCUAAUACCUAUGAUCUGCCUGAGAAAGGUAACAAGUCACAGCUGACUGACAAUGAGAUAAUCAGAAAACCUACCCUACCAGCACCUAAAGCAGCUAACUUUACCAAGUCAUCAGUAAAAUCGAGACAGUCACACUCACAGGGUAGUAGCAGUGGUACAGAGGCAAGUAGACAGUCUAACGUCUCCAACAAAUCAUCACAGUCAAGUUAUACAGAUCUUGAGUUUCGUACUUCCCUCACAUCAAAGACAGAGGGACAAAUGGCAGGUCUCAAGCGUGUACCAAGUUUGGGAGGUGCAAACACCAUGGACUUUACUGUUAAUGAUGAGGACUUCUUUGGAAAUGUUGAUGGUUGUGCUAUGCUAGAUGCUGACGAAGUCCAGUUUAAUGAAGAACAUGUCAUACGUCAGGAUGAUGCAAUGGUUGAUACAGGCUCACCAAAUGAUUCCUGGGCAUAUCGUAGCAUCAUGACUGUAGCUAGACCAUCCUGGCUGGAGGGACCAGAGGAGGAGGAGGAAGUUUGUGUACGAAUCUCCGUUGGCACCUUCAUGAGAGGCCGCACAGAGGCACUUGGGAGUCUUGGCGGAGAAGAUACCGAUGAAAGGCCUGACUUUGGUAUGACAUUUAAAAGUCCACCUAAACCAAAGGGUCGUCCAGCUCGCCUGAUUGAAGAGCAAGAAGAAGACAGUGUGUUUGAGUCAAUGCGUUCUUCUGGUGUCGGACAGCAUGGAAGUCUUACUCCAAUACGUUCACACAGCGAGCAAGAUCAAGAUUCAACUCUAAAGAUGGAUUCUCUUUUGAAGACGCCCACACCCCAAUCUCCUUUGUCAAUCACCGCUUUGACUGGUGAAGGUUUUGGACUCAAACCUAUAGCAACCAAUGAUUCAACAAAGUUAAGUAUGGGUGAAAUCAGUAUGAUGUUGAAGGGAGCUGAUACUAACAUAUCUGACUUCCAGAAAAAAUAUGCUUUAAAAUCAAAGUCCAAGUUUGGAUUUCAGCAUCAACAAACUAAUAACAACUCCAAAGUGCCUUCAAGCAUACCUUCACCUUCUACAGCAAGCAGUAGGUCGCCGUCUAAAUCAUCACAGCUUCCUGUAAGAAAAGGUUCUGAUAUUAGUCGAAGUUUUCGUAAAGUUACAAAUUCUGAUACAUCUUUGUUAACAAGUGCUUCAAAGCAGAAAGAAAGCAGUACAGAUUCUGGGUUCAGGAGUGGAUCAGUCCAUAACUCUAUACGAACUUUAACCGAAACUGAGCACCAGUCUGCUGACAGUAACUUAUCUGCAUCACCAAAGACACCAACCAAUGACAGCUUCACAGGGGACGGUAUUUGGUCAUCACCAAACACAUCCAACUUUUGCCCCAACACUAAUGGUCUAUUAGAUAAAUUAGACAAUUUUAAGUUCGCUGAUAGUAAACAGAGCUUGUUUCAAAAAGAGCUGUCUGACAAUUUGAAAGAAAAGUUACAAACUACACAGUCUAAGGACACUUGUCAAAGUCGGAUGUUAAAGGGAGAUAAUUUCAUGCAAAAUGAUAGAGAAAAGACUCCUCCCCCUGAUGGACAAACAAAUAAAGAUAGUGAUAAAAUAUCUACAAAUAUUAAAGGAGUAACACCACAGGUCACGCGUAAAUUCGGAGAUGAUUUUAAAUUUGAUAAUUAUAGAAUAGACAAAGAUAAUACGAGUUCUGUAGAGAACAGAGGUAGACAGACUAGUAAAGGGAAUUCACCUGUACAUGAUAAACGAUUACUUGAUGAUGAUAUGGAAUGGUCGCGUUUAGACAGCUCAGAUAUUGAUCAUGGUUAUAUGCCAGGUCAUCAUAUCCCAGAUGGUACUGAAUACAGUCAAAGAUCAGACUACUCUCACAUAAAUCAUAGAGGCGAGUUGAGAGAAGAUGUGGCGGGACUUGACGAUGUGGGACUUGCUGAGGCAAGGGGAUUUGAUGUUCUUAAACAUAAGGAUAACAAGUUAAAUGACCUACAAAAAGACAAUAAAGUGCAUAAUUAUAACUCAGACAAACCUUCAAGUGCUCAGAACAAACUGUCUGUCAAUUUACAACCAACACAAAGUAAAAGUCCAAUGAUACGACUAACUGAUGGUAAUGGAAAGAAAUCUCAGACUGUGUCACAAGGUCAAGGUUUGAAUAAGGAUGAUAACUUCAAAAUACCUGAGGUUCCAAGUAAGAGAAGGACUGAAAAGUUCGAGAGCUGGACUCAAACCUCUGUAGUUUUAGGUCAGACUGAACCUCAAGAUCAUAUGAACAUUCGUCAAAACAGUGCUCCACAACCUGAAACAAACAAGUCCUUUAAUGCAUCAGGUAUACCACCUCAACACCCUGUGUCAAGCUUUAAGCAUAAUCUCUUGCCAAAUAAUCAAUCUGCUGUGUCUGAAACUCCUCAUUUGUUGACAAAACAGUCAUUAAUGCAGACUGAUUUUGCUAAAGAAAAUCUAAGGAGGGACUAUAGUGUACAAGUGAUGGAUCGUAACUAUUCUAGAAACAGCACUAUUCACCAGGACAAGUUUCACACUAUAAAUGCUACAACUUCAGAUUCAUACUUCUGUCAAACUGGUCGUGAUUCUCUAGAAUCUAACACGGACUGGCACUACUUGCAAGGAAGAGAAACUCUUGAUACUCAAGCUGGAGAUUUUCCACGAUUGAGUGAUAUCAACACAAACUACAACGACUAUUCAACAUUUGAACGACAUGCAUCUGCCCAAUCUACGCCAUAUUUUCAAAAUGAACCAGUGUUUGACAGAUUGUGUGGUCGUCCAGGUACCAGUAUGUAUUCUCAGACAACAUUGAUGUCAACACCAUGUAACAUGCAGUCACAACUGUCUGAACAUAAUCUAUCGGCCACUGAUGAUAAUCUGGCUAGACGUUUUACUGACAGAACACCGGCCCCUGCUUUCCUCUGUCCUGUGGAAGUACCUGGUGUGCUAGAGUUCUCUGAGGUCUGUUGUGUUGGAAUAUCAACAAAAGAGGUUCUGAUGUUAAGAAACCCAACAGAUAAAUGGAUGGAAUGUAUUUUAAAGGUGAAGUCACUAGAGAUAAAUGGUCAGCCUGUCAGUCCCAGCAACUCAGCCUUCACAUUUAGACAAAACAAAGUUAUCAUUAACCCAGGGAAGACUGAGGGAGUAAAUAUUAUGUUUUUACCAAACUGUGCUGGAACAUAUGUUGCCCAUGUACAAGUAUUUUCACACUCGUGUGUGAAGAAGUAUGAUGUUUAUCAAGAUGCCAUACCAGUCAAUGUUACACUACAAGCUAUAGCAGAAGAUCCAUGGAUUAGUGUGAAAGAGAAAACCAAAGAGGAUUGUGGAAAAAGAAGCUCAAUUGAUUUUGGUGAAAUGGUUUGGGGCUCCUGCGGGGAAAAGACAAUAUUUAUCAGAAAUAAUGGACUAGCUACAGUCCCUCUUAGACUUGCUAUCAUGUCUAACAAAGGCUGGCAUUGUUUCUCGUUUGAGCCGGAAGGACGACAAUCGGAUGUUUCUAUGAUAUCAGGUCGGCAGGCACCCUCAUCUAGUCACGGGAGAAGCAUUAUGAAUGUUUGUCUGUCAGGAUUUAAUCAACCAUUUAACAACUAUCAUGAGGUGAAGGUUUGGUGUAGACCACCAGAAAAACAAUGUACCAAAGCUUUAUGUAGACAACCCCCGGAGAUAUUUAGCUGUGAUAUUGAUGUAGAAGUGGAUAUACCAAACUGUAAAUUUGCUAAACUAGCAUCAUUACACCUUACAGCAACUGUUGGUGUUAGAAAACUUCAUAUACAAUCUAAUCUGAAGGAAAUACAUUUAUCAUGUCCUCUAAACAAAACUCAGGAAAGUGGAUUUAAGAUCUAUAAUGCUGGAAACCUACCACUAGAUGCACAGUUUGGAUUCUCUAUCCAUAAACAGUCUUUCUCUGUGACACCAACUUCAAUCAUUCUGAAACCAGGCGUAGAUGCUGAACUACGUGUGAAGUUCAUGCCUACUGAUAUAUCAUCAAAGACGUUGUCUACGUUGUUGCUGAUGUUAGUAGAACCUGACAGACAAAUGUAUGAGCUAGCAAUCCAAGCGGAGGUAAAACCAGAAGAUAGAGAAAUACCUAAAUUACUCAGUGAUCGAACUAAGAUUGACUUUGGAGGGGUUCCUAUUGGUAAAACAUGUGUGAAGAGAUAUAGAUUAAUCAACAAAGGUACAGAGGCAGUGAAAAUGAGAGCCAUGGUUAAAGCUAGUAAUAUAUUGAUUGCCAGAUCAGCAGAUCCUAAUACUGUAGGAAGUAAGUCCCUGGACUUGUUCCUGCCAGCAGAAGAGAUUAUCCCUGUAUAUGUCUUAUAUAAUCCUGUCUUAACUAUGAUGGCGGAGGGCAAAGUUGUUAUGAAAUCAGUGACAUCUCCUGAAUCUCUUAAAUUUUCUGUGUUGGUAGCAGGAUAUGGUGGUGUAAGUCGCCUGUGUUGUUCAGAAGAGGCUACUACAAUGUCUAGUGUUAGAGGAUAUCCAUGUGUUGGUAUACAGAAUUUCUCACUAGGCAAGGUGAAGGAAGUAGCUAUACAUAACGUUGGCAUGCGACCAGCUCAAGUCAGAGUUGCUGUAUUUAAAGAUUUAGAAUGUCGGGAACGUAUGUUGAGUGGACAAGUUGUUGUUCAGCCGAGCGAGUUUGUGAUUGGGGAGAAUGAACGUGAGAAGUUAGAGAUAGUUGUGAGUAUGACAGAGAGAGAGUUCAUGUCCCAGGCUGACUCACAAGGUGUAGGAGCUGUUCUCUGUCUUGCAUACAAGGAUAGAGUAGAUUCUGAAAAACCUCAUGGAUCACAGCUGAUUGUUGGGCUUGUUAAAGGGGCUCAACCUAAGAUUGUUGACGAUGUAACACGGACACCUAGUAUAUCUAGUCGGACAAUGAGGUUUACACAACACAGCUCGGAUCAUUCCAGAUUUACUGAUUACAAUCAACUAAAUGACAAGAAUGACAGUAUGAAUGUUUCAAAUUCUUCAUGUAAAUCAGAUAACACCGGAGGCUGGACCCUCAAACCUCAACAGUUAAUUCUCUACUGCUCUAGCCGAGGUCCAGGAGAUGAACUAGACAAGUUUUAUAUACAUAACAAUAAUAACAGAGAUAUCAAGUUUGAGAUAGCAUGGCCUGGAAAGAUGUUAUCUGUAACCCCAGCUGAUGGUACUGUUAAUGCAAGAGAGAAUAUGUAUAUAAGGAUAUUUCCUACAAGUCAAGUAUCACAAUGUCUGGAGAAAUUACCUUGGUCUGGUACUGUAAUGGUAACUUGUGAUGAUGUGACAAAGAGUCUGAAAGUUGAGAUAAGAAGGGACUAUACAGCAGACGACACUGUUCCUGAACCAGACGACAGAAGCCUGGUUCCCAUUUCUACCAAUAUACCUCAUUCAAUAUCGGGAACCAACAGACUGGGUAAUUUACGGGUGUCCAGAACGACUGUCCAGUUCUUACCAACGAAGGCGGGUAAAAUGACCGAGGAAACACUUGAACUUACUAAUUUGUCAAACGACACUUUCCGAUGGAUGUUCUCAUCAUUUGCAUCACCAUACCUUAAAAAGAGUGAUGACAAUAAUAAAGAGGUUUUUAGAGUAUCCUACAAAGUGUUUGAUUUCUCAAGACAGUUUGGUAAACUAGCACCAGAAGGCACUGCACAGUUGACACUAAAGUUUAUGCCAAGAUCAACUGGCACAUUUUCACAAUACUGGGAUCUACAAACCAGUGGUCACUCUAAGAGUGACACUUCAUCUUCCCAUCAAGAUUAUAUACGUAUUCAUCUGACAGGAGAGGGUAUGGAAGACAUGGAUGCCAGCAGUAAAAGUAAACCUUCUAGCAUUGAUGUAGAGAACUUGCUACCUAAACUUGUUGGUGAAAAUACAAGGUUAAGAUUACCCCAGGAUGUGUUAGAGUUUCCAACACUCAAAUGUGGAGAGUCGGUCAUCAUGAAAACUGACAUGAAAAACAGCCAUCAUGAAGAAGUUCAGGUUGAAGUAACCACACCAAAGCCACCAUUUUAUGUGAAGCAUCCAAGGUUCAAAGUGGCAAAGAAGAGGUUCAUUAAGUUGCCAGUAGAAUUUCGACCAUCUAGAAGCGGUCGAUUUACCGAUGUGAUUAAAUUUCAGAGUUCCAAGGGAGAUAACUUAGUGCUACAGGUUAAAGGGAGUUGUCACUGAUUACGCAAAAAAAAGUUAUUUGAUAAUUGAUAUACAUACAGUCUCUAAUGAAAAUGAAAUGUUUGGGAAAACUUGACUUGAUUGAAUCAUGAAACUUAGUGCAUUUACAAUAGCAUGUAACUGUUAAUAAAGGAAAAAUUUUGAUGAGCAGAACCAUUUGUAAUUGACAUUUGAAUAUUUUGAAAGUGAAAUGAAAGGAGGUAAAAAUAAACAAUAAGUUAUUUACAGGGAGAAUGAAAGAAGUUGUUGCAACAAUCAGAUCUGAUGUUGUGUUGUUAUAGCAACAGUCAGUGAACAGAUAUUUUGUAAGAAUGUGAAUGUUAACUAGCUGAACAUUAAAACAGGAAUAAUGUAUGAAAAUAAUAGUGACGAGACGAUAAAAGUGAUCUCAAAUUUAUGAUGGUUUAAAACGAGGUUAUUUGUGGUACGACGAGUUUUAAGUUUAGGUUAUAUUUGAAUGUAGGAAUAGGUCUGUGAUAUAUUCCCCUUGUGAUAGACAGGUAAACUAAAUUUAUAUAAAUGUUAACCUAAUUAGAAUAUAUAUUAAAUUUCUGUCUCAAUUGUGUACAAUGUGUAACAUGUACAAGUAUUUGUUGUUAUUAGUGAACCAUAUUUUUGUCAUGUUAAAACUGAAUUUUCAACAAAAAUUAGGUGAAAAAUAACAGGAAUCUUAAUUGUUUUCAUGGAAUAAUUUUAAUUUGAUUGAAAUGGUAAAAUUGGUGUUCAUGAUUGGUGAAAUUUAGAUAUUUAUAAACAUGUAUAUGGAAAUAGAUUAUUGUUUUUCUGCAGAAGUUACCUCUCUGGCGUGGGUUCGAUCCCCAGGAGAUGCUUUGGUAGUUUAGCGCGGAGGAAGGUAGUCUAGUACUGGUGUAACUCUCCAGGAACGAUGGUUAGGAAACUACCCGCCUAUAUGACUGAAAUACUGUUGGAAAAAGGCGUAAAAUGAAACAAACAAACAAACAAAACUGCAGAAGUUUUUCAAAUAACAUUUUUUGCGGGAGGGAGUAAGGAGUGAGAAAAAGAAGAGAUAUUACAAGGUUUCUGUACAAAUGGUUGUAACAGGCAUGUAGUUAGUAAGAUACAAAUUGUUCCUUCAAAGUUCCAGAAAUUCAUGUUAAACAUUCAGUGAUGUGACCCACUUUUUUCUGCCUUCAUUUCUAGCAGAGUAAUUGUGUAACCAUUUGUUGUAAAUUCAUCUUAACCCGUUUCUCUAACAUUUUCAUGCAAAACAGUUUUUUAAAGUUGAAUCAAAAUGUAAAGCAGUAUUGUAAUUUAUUGGUGCUAGUAAUAUUGAUUUAAACCCUGAAGGUAUUCCAUGUGUUAUAAUUGGUUUUCAUUUUAAAAUGAUAUGUGAGUGGUGAUCAGAUGGACAAACUGUUUGAUUUUGAUAAACACAGAAAUUGUAAUAAUUUCAUAAAGUAACAUUUAAAAGAAUUAAAACAAUUUAGUAUUGAUUAAUCAUAAUUUUUUGUAAUUUAAUGAAAUAAAUGGCAUGGGAACCUGUGUGUUGGAUAUUUGUGAUAAAAACUUGUCUUCUGCUAAUGUUCAUGUAUUUUGAUAUUUCAUCAAGUGAUUUACCCUUCAAAUGCUUUUCUAGCAGUCAUGAAUUUGAAAUAAAAUAUUUUGUAUAUAACAUGGAAAUAGUAAUUUUGCUAAAAAAAUCUGAUGAAGUUAGUCUUAAAUUACUGUUAGAUUUUAGUUGAUCUUUUAUUGAAAAUUAUAUCAAGAAAAGAUAAGUUAAUUUUAGUAACCCUAUCACUGCAUGAAAUUCUGCUAUGAUGGUGCUGAGAUGUAUAUAAAACUUGUGAAUGAGUUGCCAUGGAAACACAUAUACCAGAAAUCUGUGUUUCUAAAACAUGGUGUUACUCUAAACGUGCCUAGAAUCUCAAUAUAAACAUUUCAUCAACCUGAUAUUUUUGUACCAGCCUGCAUUUACUCGUGUACAUUUUGUAUUUAUUUGAUUGUUUCCAUUAUAUUUGUAAGAUAAUUGUCUUCAAAUUAUUUUCAGUAAUUAUCAUAUGUAUUAUAUAGUUUCUAUUUUCAUGUCAAUGUCAUAUAUUCAAAAGUCUUGUCGUUUUAUUACAAUAGUUAAAAAAUGUAUCGUUGAUUUAGAUUAAUUGUUGUCGAAGUGUAAUAUAACAAUACAACAUAAUGUUGCUGGUUAUUUAAACUACUAAUUCAUUAACAUGUCAGGGGUUUGCUGUUGUAAUAAAAUAUUUUUGUACUUUAAAAUUUACCUGUAUAAUCCAUCUAAUGUAAUAUAUUUAUAUUAAAAUGAAAGUUUUGUUAAA